This is a messenger RNA of Salmo salar (Atlantic salmon), 5472 nucleotides long. NCBI's taxonomy places the organism in Eukaryota, Metazoa, Chordata, Actinopteri, Salmoniformes, Salmonidae. The record is from RefSeq and is a predicted model, not a curated record.
UCCCACUGACGGUGGCCACGCCCAUCACGAGGAAGAGGAGGCGAUAGAAGGAUUUCCCCUCGCCACCUUCGCCUGGCUCCGUGGAGGAGAUGAACGCUAAACUCCAAUGCACAACACAACCUCACCGGAGGUCAUUACACUGUGGCCCCGUUUGAAUUCCAGACCAGGUCAAAAGUAGUGCACUAAAUGGGGAAUAGAUUGCCAUUUGGGACGCAUUCCUUAAAGUUCCUUUAAAACGGAAAACGAAAACCAACAUUUUUUUACUGGACAAAAAUAGGUCCAAGGUAUGUCCCUCCCUGCUUCGGCCCACAUGCUUCCAUUUGGUUCCUAGUGAAUAGGACCAUGAUUGGAUAGGUGAAUGCAAGGGUUUCCACCACGUACUGUGGCUUUCACCUGUCAAGUCCUUUCGAAUCAGUGAUGUAUGAUUCAGAUCAUGACACAACUGUGUUAUACACUGAGUAUACAAAACAUUAAAAACACCUGCUCUCCAUGACAGACUGACCAGGUGAAUCCAGGUGAAAGCUAUGAUCCCUUAUUGAUGUCACUUGUUAAAUCCACUUUGCUCAGUGUAGAUGAAGGGUAGGACACCGGUUAAAGAAGGAUUUUUAAGCCUUGACACAAUCUGAGACAUGGAUUGUCGUACCGGUUUGUGUCAAGAACUGCAGCUCUGCUGGGUUUUUCAUGCUCAACAGUUUCCCGUGUGUAUCAAGAAUGAUCUACCACCCAAAGGACAUCCAGCCAACUUGACACAACUGUGGGAAUCAUUGGAGUCAACGUGGGCCAGCGUCCCUGUGGAACGCUUUUGACACCUUGUAAGAGUCCAUUCCCCGACGAGUUGAGGCUUUUCUGAGUGCAAAAGGGGGGGGGUGCAACUCAAUAUUCGGAAGGUGUUCCUAAUGUUUGGAAUAAUCUGAGUAUUUAACGUAUGCUGUUGAACGAUGACAUAUGUAUUACACAAUGUGAGUUUGUCCAAAAUACUUAUGACACCUUCAAAUGGGGGGGGGACACGAUGCAUUCAGUGCAUUCAUUUCUAAACGGUAAAACCGAUAUAUACUUUCGCCUCGUAUAUUGUAAAACAUUUGACCUCAAGUGAAAUAUUAUCUAGCUUAGCACCCGUAUUAUCGACAUAUUCAACAGCGUUUAAGAAAUAUAUUACCUUUAACAGUGUUAUCUUGUGAUCAAGCCAUCAAUGUUUUGUGAUUAUUGGUGUCGUAAAAAAUGUUAGCUAACGGGUUAGCAAUUAGCAUGUUUGACAUUUCAGUGGAAAUACUACUACUAUCAGCUUUUAAUAAGAGGUUUAGCAAAAAAGAAUAUGUCCCGUAUUAUCGGCAUACGGUCUCCAGUUAUUGGCCACCUUAAAAUGUUGUUCAAUUACAAGAUAUAUCCUUUUAAAUUUGUUAAAAAAAAGAGACACAACCUCGUAUCUGAAGUCUUUACUAGAUAGUUGGCUAGCCUUCUGGUUCAAAAAAAAAAAAAGCCAUAUUCCAGAGGUAAAAAGUUGGAUGUUAAAUUAUGUGUGGUCUGUCGCACAGUCGAAUUUUACAAUAUACAGCGUGUCCCACAAAAUGUGUGUGUGUAUAUAUAUUUUUAUUUUUAAUUUUUUUGAAAACUCUCUCAACCUAACUCAACUUAGAUAAAUUGCAUUGAAAAUCUUUAGUCGCAAAACUUACUGUUAUUUUCCAGCCAUUUAAAUGUUGAGCUCGAGGUGAUUUAAUCCUCUAACCGCUAGAGAGUGUCCGAAGUUAGGUGGUGUCCCAUGUUGGGGGAAAAUUAGCUAAUACAUGUGUAAGAUUUGAAUAUAUGCUUGGAAAUGUGUUUAGGUGGCCCACUGCCACCGCUACACAAAAUAUUCUGUAAAUGUUGUUGUAUAAUAUUUUUUGCCAAGACGUUCUUUUAAAUGGACUGUCAUUGGCUCAGUGACUGGAAGUCUAUGGAAACAGCUACAAUGUUAUUGCUCUAAUGCUAGUAGCAAUGCACCCCCCCCUGCCCCCCACUACCCUUGCCACCACUGCUGGAAAAUAAGUAACACUGAAAGUAUACUUACAUAAAAUACACUAUGAAAGAGAGGUUAAACAUUAAAAUAGGACAUAACAAAAGUGCAGGCUACAAUGUUAAUAGUGUUGAUUAUAAUCUGUGGGGGUUUUUCUCAGUGAGUGGAACAAGACUCCCUAUUCUCCUGAGGGUCCCCUUCACACAGAGAGCACAGCAACCCAGGCAGACAGACUACCCUCAGACAAGGAACUCUAAGAGCAUGGACCUGGUGGCUGAUGAGAGCAACAUGAGAUCCCUGGCAGAGCAGAGCCCAGAGGUCUCAUCCAGGGGGAGUGACCUGGGUCCCACCUUGGGCCUAUGGAAGUCCUGCUCCUUGGAAAGCCACCAGUCGGCCAUGUCUGAGGCCCGGCAGCUGAGCCAGGUGCCCUUCCCCUGUCCCAGGCCUCACAUUGUGCGGGGGAGGGGCUGCAACCAGAGCUUCCGCACCGCCAUCGACAAGUCCUACGAUGGGCCCUCGGAGUCGGAGGACGGGAGUGGUUGCCUCAGGCUUAGAGGGGGGAACCAGUGAUUCUGAAUACAAGAUUGGAGUCAGCACCCCCCUCUCCCACUUUCCCAAAAAGACAUGUCGGUGAACCCGGCUGCAAAGUAUUGAGUCACUGCAGGAGGGAUGGGGUAGGUAUAUGAGUGUGUGUUUGUCCGCCUGUCUACUUCAUUGUGUGUAUGGCAUCUGUGUUGACCUUAAUGCUUUCCCCGGAUAAAAAGAAACUCUUGGUCGACCGUGCGUCGUCCUGUUCUUUCGACCAAUUGUUUGGUCGAAAUGUUUAAACUUAUUUUUCCACAUAUAGACACACCCAAUGUGUUUGAAUAAAAUCAACUGCAUAUGCACUGAGCUUGUCUGAUGCUUUAAGCACACUGUUUGAUUAAAUAGUUAAAAAAAACACAAACGACUCAAGAAAGAGCUCGAUGGUCACACUGUUAAAAAAAUGACAGCGAGUGCCUGUGUGACUGGCGCAUGUAGUCUCGCUCCGCUUCCUACUGCGGCGUGACGGCACCACAGCACAGCAAGUGUUUAAUAAUGCACGGUGUUAGCUGCAACAUCAUUUCAGCCAUUUAGUUUAUUACUUGUUACUGACAGAAAAGUUCUGUUACGGAAAUCCCUGAUUUGUUUAGGAAAAACAUUCCCUAUUCCCUGAACCCUUGCUCUCUUUACUUGAAACAUGCAAGCGUCGCAUGUACAGUAUGUGGCCAAUGGGGCCUGACUUAUAUCCUUUCAUAAUCACAUCAAUAAAUUGUUUUAAACCGUCUCUGAACACAGUAACACGUGACAGCAAAAUGGAUGUGGAGGACGUGAAAAAGAAACUCGAAACAGGUGAACGUUUGCUCAGGAGGUAGAGGGGUUAGUCAGAUCUGUGGAAGACAUUUGACUUAGUUGUGGAAACUACGAGUGAUCAAGGUAAAGGUGGGUAUAGGAGCAAGCGUUGCGCGAGUAUUAUUUGUGCCAAACGGUUGCUGUUAGAUUACAAUAUUCUAUUUUUUUCUGACCAUUUAGAACAGUGUAAACAACACUAAAUAUGUAAGCGUACCAAAGAGUCUGUUCUAAAAACAGUUGCAUGCGUUCGUGAAUUGCACUUUAUUUAUUGUUUAGGCUAAUUAUUCAAAGCUCCCUUCAUUACAUUUUUAACUAAAAUGCUUGAUUCCAUUUCAAAGCAUGAACGCCUCGGCAUGAACAAAUGAAUGAAUGAUUGAUUGAUAGAUACUAUAUAUUGAAACAUGGGCCUAAAUAAGUUAUGGUAUUAAGACAAAACAGGAUGUGCUCUUAUGUCUACAGCUCGAUGGUGGUUAUUAUACAAAGCCUACUAAUGAUAGCGCCAUUGCUUAUUAUAAUAAUAAUGAUGAUGAUAAUAAUUGAAAUGACCCAGAAGGAGAUCAAGAAAACAACACUAAAUAAAUGAUAAGUAAUAGCAGUCUGUUGUAACGGGGGGAAAGUGUAAAGCAUUUAUUAAAGCAUAGCAAAGAUUAAAAACAGCCGAAUCUGUGAAAUUGCUUUAUCCAACAUUUUGCUGUUGCACGAGGCUUGGUGCUCACGGAAUCAGUAGGCUAUUAAACAAACACUCAAACAGGCAACAAAAGCAAGAUCUGUCUUACUUCUGUAGAUAUAUAGGGAUGAUUUAUAAAGCCAGGCACAUCUAAGUUAGACUAUUGAUUAUAGACCUAAUUAAGUUGGGUUUCCCACUCUCCUACAUUUUCUUAGAUAAUUAGGCUAAGGCAAGGGCUGUUUCCUCAUCUCUGCUGCUGUUGCCUCAGCUGCAUUGUUCUAAAUCUCAAUAUGCUGCUUAUCUUUGCUAUUAUGCACAUAGCAACAUAGGGAAAGGCGCCAAUUCUACGGCGAGUUGAAGAUUAUGUUUCAGAACUGAAGACAGUGACCGUAUCCAACGCAGGAGAAAACGCAUUUGUUAUAAAAUAAUAUUAGGGUUGCGCCGUUAUUUUGACAUAAUAUAACCAUAUACAAUUUCAGUAUCACAUGUCUUAGCCUGAUGGACUGUGCCAUCCCCGUGACCUCCACGAUGGAUAAGUCCACUGAGACAUGCGCGAAUCGGACAGGUGUUUUGUGCACCAUGAAAGAAAGAAAGAAAGAAAGAAAGAAAGAAAGAAAGAAAGAAAGAAAGAAAGAAAGAAAGAAAGAAAGAAAGAGAUAAAUUGUGACUGCUCGACUAAAGAAAUCUCGGUCGACCAUCAGCCUAUUGACCGAACAAUCAUCCAGUCGACUAAAUGGGGUCAGCCCUAGUUGACAUUUUAACCUUUGAUACCUCCCUGUGAGAUGACCUGUCAGAGCAGAGCUCCGGCCGAGACACGCCCGUCAGUGGCUCAUCCCGCCAGGACCAGAUCAAAUCAGGGGCAGGGAAGAAGAAGAAGAAGAAGCAAAGAAAAACUGAGAAUUCUGAGGACCAGGAGAAGGCCAAGAAGAAAGGAUUUGGGCUCUUAAGGUAGGCAACCAUUUACAAUUUAGCAGAUGCUCUUAUCCAGAGCAACUUACAGUGGUGAGUGCAUACGUUUUUGUACUGGUCCCCUGUGGGAAUCAUACCCACAACCCUAGCGUUGCAAGCUCCAUGAUCUUCCAACUGAGCCACACGGACCAAUGUUUCCCCUAUUUAUGUUUCAUAAUAUGUAUCUCUGAAUUCUAGUUCCAUUCUUGCCUCUUUUAGCACUCCCCUUUUCCAACUGUUCAGGUCAUUCAGCCACUGCUUAUUCCAGUAUCACUCACCCAACGUUUUCUCAACGUUUUCCCCAUCCCAAUAAGCACCUAACACAUCUCUCUCAAUUUAUUUCACUAGUACAGGGCAUUCCAACCCUGUUCCUGGAUAGCCACCCUCCUGUAGGUUUUCACUGUAAACUCAGUUGUAAUUAACCUAGUUCAGGUUAUCAACUAACUAAUUAUUAGAAUCAGGUGGGCUAGAUUAGGGUUGGAGAGAGAACCUACAG